CAAUGUACGUACGAACAUGCCUGCGAACAUGCUCGUACUGUUGACACUUCGAGAGCAUUCGGAUCUUUCUUUUCUCAAUCUUCAUUCGAGAACCGAGGCUGUGCCAACUUCUCCUGGACACGACAACAUGAAUACGUACCAGUACGGGUACGAGUACUCGUACUCGGAACCAAGCUUAAACUACUGGUUUCACCGCGAAACAGAAUCAUGAAUCGUUGUCAUCAUUUAGAAAUGAACAUCGCAAUGCYGUGAGUCAUUACAUUGCGAUUCUGCCGACAACCAUAAAUGUUUCCAUUGCAUUUUGAUGAGUGAACAGUGAACAACYAUGCRUGAAACAAAAGAUCUUCCCGACGGAGGGAAGAAGGACAAAACGGCCAGAGAGAAGACGACCGCAACGAUUCAUGCCAGUGUUGGUUAUUUUCGUUGGCUCCUGUCUCUUGCGCUGGCCUGGAACCUCGCCGUAUCGGGAGGGGACUUGGGAGUUGUUUCUGCUGCCACCAAUGCCGCUUCUUCCUUCUCUCCGCGUCCGCAAAUCACGGCAUCGACGUAUAAACGGGGAUUGCCAACGGCAGCGAAAACCGAGACGGAUGCGACUCGCUCCACGAUGGGAUCGCCCGAAUCGAUCAAGCUGCGCCCCCGYGUUGUCUCGCURAACAUAAUGGUUGCUGGAUUGGCCGGGCUGGGGAAAACAACGACGGUGCGGGCUCUCUUGGAUGCCUGGUCUUUCCGGGAGCUCAACGAGAAACUCCGAAAGGCAAGCGGCCCGUCCGAGGCAGGCAGCAACAGCAGCGACAACGGCGGCAGCGAUGCGGGCGCCAAGAGAAACAGCCGGAGGGGAUUGUUCUCGUUUUCGGCCCCGUCCCCAAAGGAAGCCUCGCAGUCGGCCGCCGCUUCGGAUGCGGGACCACCUGCCACGCAACCGAAUCCCAUUGCUGCCUUGUUUGGAAGCACCACGGAAAUUGUCCCUUCGGAACCCUUUGAAUACUUCGACGAGGAAGCCAACACGAUCCUCAGGGUCCGGAUCAUCGACACACCGGGGUUCGGAAACCGCGUCAACCACAAGAACUCCGUCCAGCCCAUCACGGACUACAUCACGAGGUGCCGCACCGCCCGCUUCCGACGCGAGCAGUCGCCGUCCCGCUCCGCACCACCGUCCGCGGAAGACGGGGGCGACGACCACCCGGACGAGGAGGAACUGGUCCACGUCUGCCUGUACUUUCUGAGCCCCGGGAGGUUCCUGGCCAUCGACCGGCACUUUUUGAAGCACGUCCAGAACGAGAUCACGAUUGUUCCGGUCAUCGCCAAGGCCGACACCAUGACCGAUGCCGAGAUCGCCCGCUACCGGGCGGAGCUGAACCAGGUCUGGAAGGACGAAUCCAUCGAGGUGUACUCUCUGGACAACGACUACCAGCCCAGGAAACCAAGCCAGCGGAGCAGCGCCCGCAAGCCCGGGUACAAAUUCCGCCGCGGCCGGCGGUCGGGGGAGGUCCUGGCCAUCGUGUCGCGGGACGGCAUCUACCCGUGGGGGCAUUCCCGGGCCCUGAAUCCGGAGCACUCCGACCUGGUGCUGAUCCGGGAUUCCCUCCUGAGCGAGCACACGGAACGCUUCCUGGAACUGGCCAACCAGAAAUACGGAGCCUACCGAAACCAGCGGCUCGUGGCGCAGCACCGGUCCGACAGGCUCAAGUACCUGGCUCUGCUGGGACUCGCGGGGGUCCAGCUGGGAAAGGUGGAGGUUGCGGGGACCACGCUCCAAGAGGCGGUUGCAAAAUGGGCCGAGGUGGCCGUCCGGACCCCCCUGGUCCAAACCGCCCUGGCGUUCCUCCGGAAACUGGUUCAAAACAAGMGCUGAGAGGGGAGAGGAGUGGAGUGGAAAACCCAGCGAUUCGAACGGCUGGUUGGUCGAUUAGUCUGUCUUACCCGGAAACGAUGUGGCAACAAGCCAGGGUGCGAAUUAUUAGGAGGACAAGCAUCAUUGUGCAAAGUGUUCGGGAAGGAGCCAUCCGAAUAGAGUGCCGCAUCCCGGGGCUAGUUACAUUUUUGUCUCCCCUCCCUCGGUGCUCCGGAACAAAGCACGGCGGAAAAAGUGAGUCAGACGACAGAAACGAUGGUUCUUGUUUGCACAAUCCUCUCUCUCCGAUACAAUUGCAACCACAAUGCGAUGAACAAGCUGAUGCACGUUCCAUUUACGAUUGUUGGUGGGCAACAUAGCCGGAUUUUUCAAUUUACACCAAGAAAUCUACUACGGCGAGAGAGAUAGUUAUUGUUAAUGGCAUUAGGGACUU
This is a messenger RNA of Pseudo-nitzschia multistriata, 2285 nucleotides long. NCBI's taxonomy places the organism in Eukaryota, Bacillariophyta, Bacillariophyceae, Bacillariales, Bacillariaceae. The record is from the annotation of a GenBank genome assembly.